AUGGCUGGAGCUGGCAGAGGCGAAGGGCAGGGGCCGGCCGUCGGCAGACUGGAGUCUAAUAUCUAUUGUAUUAAAUACACUUUGUUUUGCUUCAAUGUCGUACUGUGGUUAUUCGGUGUUUCUAUAUUCGCUCUAUGUCUAUGGAUAUGCAUUGAGCCAGGAUUCAACGAAUGGAUGAGGAUCUUGCAACUCCAGAACUAUUUCAUAGGUAUCUAUAUAAUCCUCAUAGCGUCCCUCGUCACCAUGGUGGUAGCUUUCCUUGGAUGUGGUUCAGCCCUGAUGGAAAAUGUUAUGCUAUUGUUUGCGUACAUAGGGACCCAAUUAGCCAUCUUUGUUUUCGGCCUUAUUGGAGCUUGUGUGGUCUUGGACUUCUCUACUUAUGACUCUAGCAUUCAGCCAAUUAUAAGAGAUGUAAUAGUCAGACUGAUGAACAAUCCACAGCACGAAGGCAGUCGCGAAAUUCUACGAAUGGUGCAAGAAGGAAUCGGUUGCUGUGGUGCCGAUGGCCCGUGGGACUACAUCAAUCUUAACAAACCUCUACCUGCUGAAUGUCGUGACUCGGUUACUGGUAACGCAUACUUCCAUGGCUGUGUAGAUGAGCUCACGUGGUUCUUGGAGGGUAAAACUGGAUGGCUAGCUGGUAUCAUGCUGGCAGCCUGUAUGAUUGCUGUCAUUAACGCCGUCAUGUCCCUGGUCCUUAUUCAAGCUGUCAAGAAAGAGGAGGAGGAGGUUACAAUAUAUAAGAACUAG
This is a messenger RNA of Arctia plantaginis, 750 nucleotides long. The record is from the annotation of a GenBank genome assembly. NCBI's taxonomy places the organism in Eukaryota, Metazoa, Arthropoda, Insecta, Lepidoptera, Erebidae.